Molecule: messenger RNA, 1929 nt
Organism: Akanthomyces muscarius
Lineage: Eukaryota; Fungi; Ascomycota; Sordariomycetes; Hypocreales; Cordycipitaceae
Exons: 2
Coding region: 1-1929 (642 amino acids)
Molecular function (GO): protein binding
Source: RefSeq, a predicted model, not a curated record
AUGGUGGUGUCUCCGGACCGGCUGGAAGCUCUGCGGCAGAUCCUGAGUGACGAGAUCCUGAAUCAGUUUGCAGAGGCGCUGCUGGACUGUUCCUCGCUGGAAAACCUGAGAAACCCAGUUUUGCGCUUGGAAGCCUUUGUUGAGAAUGGCGACAACCAGAGUGACAAUCGCAAGCGGAACAGGGACCAAGGGUCCCCGAUAGUGUCGCAAAUCGUCGACAUAUCAGGCAUUCUCGCCGCACCCAAGUCUGCUCGUCUUUCUGGGUGCAUUUCCCCGCCGCCGAGCUCGGCUGCCCGCGAGAAUCUGGACGACCAGGGCGGCGGCGUCGAUGACUCAGGACACGGAACCGUGGGUUUCAACGCUGCCCCGGCCCUCUCUGUACCAUCCGCCGCCACUCGAGUCGCUGCCGCCAAUCACGCGGGCGAUGGGACCGCUUCUCCCCGCAGGAUGCUCGGCGCUCUACGCCCCGCGCCCGAGCGUGAUGUCAUUGACACCAAUCGCCAGAUGGAGGUCAUCGACAGCUUUCCCAAGAGGGCCAAGACACAGGCAGCCGCAUCCUUGACCCUAGAGCAGCCGACCCUGACCAAAUUCGUUACCAACCUAUGGGACCAGCUUCAUGGUAGCGCCGUUCUGGAACCUCAGCUCCUAGAAGGACUCGCGCUGCUGACCUCUGUCUCUAGUGGCAGCACAUUGUUGACAGAUGGCACUGCCCAGGGCCCAAGUCGCGAGAUUAUUCCCGCGACCGCUCGAACCGACCUUGGCAUCACGACGGCGGUCAGCUCCUCCUCCGGCGCCGAAUCAUUGUUCAGCCGCAGCAAUGUUGUUUGCCGCAAAGUGACCCAGGCGAGCCGAACCUGCCGCUCCGUCGAGGUCAUCGUGCAGGCACGCUGGGUAGAAGAAUUUGACGAGUACGUCGAGUGUCUAGCCGCAGAAAACCCCGCCAUGUCGCAAACCAAGUGCCGCAAAGCUGCGUUGAUGGAGGCGUGUCGUGAUUUCCAAUGGUCGGAGAAGGAGCUUCGAAACAAAAUGGCCGUUUGGAGAAGCUACAAGGACGUCAAAGAUGCAGCCGGGUGGUCGGCCCUUGUAUUUUCGGGCAUGGGGCUUUACCGCCUUUGUAAAUAUCGGAUUGGCCUAAAUCAAAAGGGUUUGGAUACGCUCAGACGGCUGCGGCCACGCCUAGAGGUGGUCGCGGACACUCUGCACCCGCAGUGGCGCCAAUUGCUGGCUUUCAUCGGGCAAAGUACCAGAUGCACAUUCACGGGCCACCCCCACGACUGGGUGGUACAGCCGGACGGUUCCGAUCCGGUGCCCCUUUUAUCCACUUACCGCGAGCCAGGAAUCGUUUCUGCCUUUAAGCACCUGGAGGAGUCAGUUGUCGACACGCUGGCGUGGCAUGGGGACGACCCGCGCUAUGUUCCACCCGUCAACGUUGCGGCGCCGCUGGCCAACUGCCAUGCCUGCGGCCAGACGCAGUCUGAUGAUCCAGAACACAACCAGUGUUGCUGUUUCCCAGCGCUGUUUGGCUCCGGCCGGCGCCGACCAGCCUCGGUGCAGGUGUUUCGGACACAGGAUGGGCGAAACAACGGGUUGCUGGCACUGACGUCCGUGGAGCGCGGCGUGGCUAUUGGGGAGUUUGUCGGGCUCAUCACAAAGGGCGUUGAGGAUCUCGAUGUCAUGAAUGCGUCGACGGGGGUGCGGUCCUAUCAGAUAUGGCAGGGGAGGCAGGGGAACUACACGCGCUUCAUCAACCACAGCUGCAACCCAAAUGCGCAGUUUCAACACUUUAUCUGGCAAAGCACGCAGCGCAUCAUCUUGGUGAGUAAAGGCAUUGAAGCAGGCAGCGAGAUUACGGUAGAUUACUCGGAAAGCUACUGGUCGGGCCUCAAUAAGCGUUGCUUGUGUGCUGAAAGCUGUUGCCGCUACAGUUGA